Asterias rubens (European starfish) is the source of this 1155-nucleotide messenger RNA. Its product is annotated as cholecystokinin receptor type A-like. Gene Ontology annotation, cellular component: membrane. NCBI's taxonomy places the organism in Eukaryota, Metazoa, Echinodermata, Asteroidea, Forcipulatida, Asteriidae. The transcript has a single exon. The coding region runs from base 1 to 1155 and encodes 384 amino acids. Gene Ontology annotation, molecular function: neuropeptide receptor activity. Gene Ontology annotation, biological process: neuropeptide signaling pathway. The record is from RefSeq and is a predicted model, not a curated record.
AUGAAAGACAUGUCAUCAGCAUUCAAUUCAACCCAACUUUUCAACGUCACAAAGCUUGAACCUGCCUUCGUUCAGCUUGGCGUAAAUAUAUUCCGGAUAAUUUUCUUCGCACUUAUUCUAUUACUUGGUGUUCCCGGUAACUCUCUCAUCCUCCGCGUGUACUGGACCAAGACUCUGAAGACAAGCACCCACGUUUUCAUCAUGACAUUGGCCUGGGCUGAUCUUGCUGUCUGCCUUAUCAAAGUAGCCAACAUUGCAUGGCGAGUUUUACUCUUGAUGGGGCACGAAAUACCCGCUGUUCUACGGCUUUUGUUGGCAUUUGAAACGACUGCCAUUGGUACCUCGAUUAUGAUAACGGCAGUGAUUGCAGUAGAUCGCUACGACUGCGUCUGCCGUCCACAUCGGCGGUUCUUCACUCACAGACGGGGAAAGAUAGCGGCCUGGGCAUCGUUUUUGUUCUCAGUUCUAAUAAACAUUCCAGCGUAUGUUGGAGUAUUCUCAUCCAUUCCUAUAUUGACCAUACUAAGAUUGGCAUGUCAUGCUAUAAUCUGUGUAACUACGCUCGUGAUGGUCGCCGUGUUCUACAGCUUAGUUUACAAAGCAAUCAGGCAACAUGUGAAAGUUGGGGCCAGUUCGUUGAGAACCCGUCGCAACGACUGUUCGACAAUUUGCCCUUCUACUGUUGUAGCCCCGGAACCUAGCUCAAUCGACGAUGGAUCAAAACCAAGUACUUCUAAGGUUCGGAGGUUCCGGGUUGCAUCUGUUGCUUCAUCGGCAAAGCAAACUCUCGCAACGGAUCUACAGACACGAUCUUCACUGGAUACCGAGUCAGGGUUUGAGGCAAACCGUCAAAGAACGCGCCCCGAUCGCGAACAGCCAUCCAACAUAAGUCAACUUCAGCGCAAGACAACGAAGAUGCUCUUUGUGACAAGUGUGUUUUUCCUCAUGACAUGGAUGCCAUAUUGGAUCAUUAUCAUUGUAAGUUUUGCCUCAACGGGCGGCCUGAACAUCGAUCCUACAUUCUUGCAAGUACUGAAUGAAAUGUCUCUCAUUUUAUACAUUAACCACGUCAUGAACCCAUUCAUAUAUGGAGUUGCAAACAGACGGUUCAGGAAAGACUGCAGAGAAGUGAUUCGCAAACUAAAGCUCUGCUAA